Messenger RNA from Caenorhabditis briggsae, 756 nucleotides. The transcript is spliced from 2 exons. The record is from RefSeq and is a predicted model, not a curated record. NCBI's taxonomy places the organism in Eukaryota, Metazoa, Nematoda, Chromadorea, Rhabditida, Rhabditidae. Bases 1 to 756 code for a protein of 251 amino acids.
AUGGACGUCACCGCCGUCGCUCUCUGGUUUCUCGACGAGUGGUUCAUCCCGGAAAUUGUGAAUCUCACUCAAAUCGUUUUUCGAAACACACGACUCAAAUUUUGGGAUUAUCAACGCCAACCGGUCUCCUCGUCAUGGAUGUGUGCAGAGGAAGACUCUGCAGAACCUGGAACCUCUUCUUCGGGUGCACAGUUCUGGGGAUUCGGUGGUUCUGGAGGCAAGGGAGGAGGAAGAGAGGAUCGAAGAGGCGAUGAUGAUGAUGAUGAGCGAAUGGAAGAAGGUGGAGGAGGAGGAGAAGGAGGAGGAAACGCUCCAGAAAAUAAACCUGAAGAAAGAAAGCCAAUAGAUAGACAGGUACUUCUGGAGCGAGCACGACGAAUUGUGAUUCGAUUUUUCGAAGGGGAUGAAGUCGGCGCCCAUGACGAGUUGAUGAUAUGGCGUCGGGAGGUGGGAAGUGUCGUGGAUACGCUUCCGUAUGGAGAAAUUAUUAACCAAUUGAUUCGCGAGGGAGACACAGAUGCUUAUAGAGUUCGGAAAGUCCAGGAAAGAAUUCUCUUCCUCAUUUUGGAAAUGCGAGAUGAGAGACACGGAUUCGAUCUUGGUCCGAUUGCACAAGGAAGUCUGAGCAAUAUUCAGGAUGUUAUCGAUCAUGAAGUUCGAAGAGGAUCUCGAAUCAGACACCUUCUAAGUCGUCCAGAUCGAGAACGACAUGAUGUACCACAGCAGAAGCGAUGGGCUCCUCGUCCAAGAUUAUAA